AUGGCAGACUACUCCAUGUACCACGCCCUGGGCCGGGGCGAAAACGUUGACCCAAAUAACCCCAACCGCACCUCCCAGCCAGCUCCUCCCCAGUUCCAGCCUCCAGUCGCCACAAACCCUUACCAGCAGCAAGCCGCCGCCUACAACAAUGCGCCUCCCGGGCAGCAGCAGUUUGUUAGCACCCACGCGCCUCCUCAAGCCCACGGCGACUACCUCCAAGGUCAGCCACAGCCACAACCGCACCUGCACGCCGCCUCCAUGUCUCCCGACGACAGUGCCUUGGCCGCGCAGAUGGGCGGCAUAUCGCUUGGCGCCGAUCCUUAUACGGGCACGGCAAGGAGAAAGAAGAAGGACCGCCACGCAUACCAUACCGUCGAUGCCCCGGCAGGCUCAUCACAGCCGUUCAAUGGCAUGCCCCCCGCAGACACCCCGGUGACGGCCUACUUGAAUGCGGACCCCUCGCUGGCUGGCAUAACUCCCCAGAUGAACCAGUUUCCGGCGCCCGUGAACUCAUACUUCAACCCACCCGUUGCCUCAACUGCCGAGUUCGCCACGAGGAGCGGCCUUGGGGAGGCGGUGCCGUCGCCCACAGUCGUUCCGGCGUCGGGCCAGACUAAGGUGUCCCCGGACGAGAUGCCCAGCGUGCCCAUAUCCCGCGACUCCGUGCAGCAAUACUUUCUCUCCAACGUGUAUCCAACCUUUGAGCGGCUCGUGCCACCUCCGGCCACUGUUUCGUUUGUCGCCAUUGACUCGGGCAAUGCCUCGCCCAAGUUUGCCCGUCUCACCCUCAACAACCUCCCCGCCACGGCCGAGGGUCUGCGCAGCACGGCCUUGCCUCUGGGCCUGCUACUACAGCCUCUGGCGCCUCUUCAGGCCGGCGAGCUGGCGAUUCCCGUUCUAGACUUUGGCGAUGUCGGGCCUCCGAGGUGUCACAGGUGCAGGGCCUACAUAAACCCGUUUAUGAUGUUUCGUUCUGGCGGCAACAAGUUCGUUUGCAACCUCUGCAACUACGCCAAUGAUACCCCUCCCGAAUAUUUUUGUGCUACCAGCCCACAAGGCGUCCGCGUCGACCGUGAUCAGCGGCCCGAGCUGACACGGGGAACCGUCGAGUUCGUGGUGCCCAAAGAGUACUGGACCAAGGAACCGGUCGGCAUGCGUUACCUCUUCGUGAUUGAUGUCACCCAAGAGUCCUUCAACAAGGGGUUUCUGGAGUCCUUUUGCGAGGGUAUUCUAGCCGCUCUCUACGGCGGCGCUCAGGACGAGGAGAAGGAUGAUAACGGCGAGCCUAAGCGGAGAAUUCCUGCCGGUGCAAAAGUUGGGUUCGUCACCUUCGACAAGGAAGUUCAUUUCUACAACGUGAGCCCGGCGCUCGAGCAGGCCCAGAUGAUGAUUAUGCCCGACAUUGAAGAUCCAUUUGUGCCGCUCAGUGAAGGCCUGUUUGUGGAUCCAUAUGAGGCAAAAGCCGUCAUCUCGGCCCUGUUGACUCGACUCCCGCAAAUGUUCUCCAACUUCAAGAACCCCGAGCCUGCACUCCUCUCCACGCUUAAUUCGGCCUUCGCUGCCCUUGAGAAGACCGGCGGCAAGAUCUUCUGCUCAGUUUCUGCACUGUCUACUUGGGGGCCUGGCCGCUUGUUUCUGCGAGACGAUGGCAAGCAUCCCGGCGGAGAGCCCGACAAGAAACUGUUCACCACUGAGCACCCCGCAUGGAGGAAGAUAGCCGAAAAGAUGGUUUCCAUCGGUGCCGGUGUCGACUUCUUCAUGGCGGCGCCGUCCGGGGGCUAUCUUGACAUUGCCACUGUCGGCCAUGUUUCGUCCACUACGGGUGGAGAGACCUUCUACUAUCCCAACUUUAUCGCCCCACGGGACAACACGCGAUUGUCUCUCGAGAUCAAGCAUGCCGUUACUCGCGAGACCGGUUACCAGGCUCUGAUGAAGGUCAGAUGCUCAAACGGGCUGCAGGUGUCGGCUUAUCACGGCAACUUCAUUCAGCACACCUUUGGAGCAGACCUCGAGAUCGGGGUCAUUGAUGCAGAUAAGGCCUUGGCUGUUUCCUUUGGCUACGACGGAAAACUCGACUCGAAGCUUGACGCCCACUUUCAGGCUGCGUUGCUUUAUACGACGGCUUCUGGUCAGCGCAGGGUAAGGUGUUGCAACGUCCUUGCCGGCGUUAGUGAGAAUGCCAAGGACACUCUUAAGUUCAUUGACCAGGAUGCGGUUUACACCAUCCUAGCCAAGGAAGCGGCCACCAAACUCUCAACAACGUCAAGCAAUCUAAAAGACAUUCGCCUCGGUCUGACGGAGAAGACAAUUGAUGUUCUUGCUGGAUAUCGCAGAAACUUUCUCUCGCAACUCAAGGAAUUCUCGAUGUACAUGCUCUCGAUGAUCAAGUCCCGCGCUUUCAAGGGUGGAAAUGAGACGACGGACCGGAGAGUGCAUGAAUUGCGGCUAAUUAGGUCAAUGGGCGCCCUUGAGCUGAGUCUUUACCUGUACCCGCGAAUGAUUCCCGUCCACAACCUGGAGCCCGAUGACGGCUUCCCGGAUGAGAAGACGGGCCAUCUGAAAAUGCCGCCUUCCAUCCGGACGUCCUUCAGUCGGGUAGAGCCGGGUGGCGUCUAUCUUGUAGACAACGGCCAGCAGUGCCUCUUGUGGUUCCAUGCGCAGACGUCUCCCAACCUGAUUGCAGACCUGUUUGGGGAGGACAAGACUAGCCUGCAGAGCCUUGAUGCCUACACAUCGAACCUCCCUGUUCUGCAAACCCACCUAAACGCCCAGGUGCGCAACAUUGUUGAGUUCUUGAGGACGAUGCGCGGCUCCAAGGGCCUGACGAUACAGCUAGCGAGGCAAGGUAUAGACGGCGCCGAGUACGAAUUUGCUCGUAUGCUGGUUGAGGACAGGAAUAAUGAGGCGCAGUCGUAUGUGGACUGGCUGGUGCAUAUUCACAAGGCGGUACAAUUAGAGCUGGGUGGCCACCGGAAGAAGGAAGAGACAAGCGAUUCGGUAUCAUCGUUAUCUCAAUUCACCGGCCUCAGGCCAUCAUACUGGUAG
Messenger RNA from Lasiosphaeria miniovina, 3045 nucleotides. RefSeq lists its product as uncharacterized. Gene Ontology annotation, biological process: endoplasmic reticulum to Golgi vesicle-mediated transport; intracellular protein transport; COPII-coated vesicle cargo loading. Gene Ontology annotation, cellular component: endoplasmic reticulum exit site; COPII vesicle coat. The coding region runs from base 1 to 3045 and encodes 1014 amino acids. The transcript has 4 exons. Gene Ontology annotation, molecular function: zinc ion binding; SNARE binding. Lineage: Eukaryota; Fungi; Ascomycota; Sordariomycetes; Sordariales; Lasiosphaeriaceae. The record is from RefSeq and is a predicted model, not a curated record.